UAAAAAAGCGCUCCCGAGCGGGGCGUCCCGCGCCGCAGACAGAGUCACCUUUGAGGCGCGCGUCCGGCCGAUGCCCGGCGCCGGCGGCACCGCGACGGGGCCAUGGAGGGUGGUGGGCCCCCGCGCCUGCUCCCCGCGCUCCUCCUGCUCCCAGGGCUGUGCGCUGCCUUCAACGUGGACGUGAGCAGCCCGCGGCUCUUCCGGGGGCCGCCCGAGGCUCAGUUCGGCUACAAGGUGCUGCAGCGGGCGGCCGGCGGGCGCAAACGGCUGCUGGUGGCGGCCCCCUGGGACGGGCCGGCCGGCGACCGCCGCGGCGACGUCUACGAGUGCCCCGUGGGACCCCCCAAUAGCACGUGCGCCAAGGCCAACCUCGGCGACGCAGCCCUGCAGCGCGUCCCGCUGCCCGCCAAGAACAUGCACUUCGGCAUGACCCUGCUGCACGGCCGCGGCGACGGCUUCGUGGCCUGCGCCCCGCUCUGGUCCCAGGAGUGCGGCACCUCCGUCUUCAGCACCGGCGUCUGCACCCGGCUGGACGGCGACCUGCGGCCCGUGGAGACCCUGGCGCCCACGGCGCAGCGCUGCUCCACCUACAUGGACAUCGUCAUCGUGCUGGACGGCUCCAACAGCAUCUACCCCUGGUACGAGGUGCAGAACUUCCUCAGCAACGUCCUCAGCAAGUUCUUCAUCGGGCCCGGCCAGAUCCAGGUCGGGGUGCUGCAGUACGGGGAGCGCGCGGUGCACGAGUGGACGCUGGGGCAGUACCGCACGGCGCGGGAGGUGGCCGAGGCGGCCAGGAACAUCAGCCGGCAGGAAGGCCGCGAGACGCGCACCGCCUUCGCCCUCCGCCGCGCCUGCACCGAGGCCUUCAGCCCCGAGCGGGGCGGCCGGCGCGAUGCCACCAGGCUGAUGAUCGUGGUGACGGACGGCGAGUCGCACGACGGCGACGAGCUGCCCGCCGCCUUGGAGGAGUGCGAGAAGCGCAACGUCACCCGCUACGCCAUCGCGGUCCUGGGCCACUACCUGCGGCGGCAGCAGGACCCCGAGGACUUCAUCCGCGAGAUCAAGUCCAUCGCCAGCGACCCCGACGAGAAGUUCUUCUUCAACGUCACCGACGAGGCCGCGCUCAACGACAUCGUGGACGCGCUGGGCGACCGCAUCUUCAGCCUCGAAGGGACCCACGGCAACAACGCGAGCUCCUUCGAGCUGGAGAUGUCCCAGGUCGGCUUCUCCAUCCAUCUCCUGGAGGACGGGAUCCUUUUCGGCAUGGUCGGAGCCUAUGACUGGGACGGGGCCGUGCUCAAGGAGGGCCGCGGCGGCCGCAUCGUCCCCCCCCGGAAAGCCUUCGAGGAGGAGUUCCCGCUGGAGCUGAAGAAUCACGCUGCUUAUCUGGGCUACGCCGUCUCCUCGCUCCGGCUGCCCGGCGGGAAGCGGCUCUACGUGGCUGGGGCCCCCCGCUUCCAGCACAAGGGCAAGGUGAUCCUCUUCGAGCUGGGUGCCGCGGGGGACGUGGCGGUGGCCCAGGCGCUGCAGGGCGAGCAGAUCGGCUCCUACUUCGGCAGCGAGGUGUGCGUCCUGGACGCGGACGGCGACGGGGCCACCGACGUGCUGCUGGUGGCCGCCCCCAUGUACCUGGGCGCCCAGAGCAAGGAGACCGGCCGGGUUUACGUCUACAGCGUGGGGCAGCGGCUUCUAGCCCCCGCCGGGACCCUGCACGCCGACAAGAAGCCGCAGGACUCCCGCUUUGGCUACGCCCUGGCCGCCGUGCCGGACCUCAACCACGACGGCUUCAACGACGUGGUGGUGGGGGCACCGCUGGAGGACGGCCACCGCGGUGCCGUGUACAUCUACCACGGCGCCCCGGGCGCCAUCCUGCCCCACUACAAGCAGCGCAUCGAGGCAGCGGCGCUGAGCCAGGAUCUCAGCUAUUUCGGGCGCAGCCUGGACGGGCAGAUGGACCUGGACGGCGACGGGCUGGUGGACCUGGCCGUGGGGGCGCAGGGUGUGGCCGUGGUCCUGCGCUCCCGCCAGAUCGUCCAGGUCAACGCGUCGCUGACGGUGGAGCCGCCGGCCAUCAGCGUCAUCCAGAGGAACUGCCAGCGCGGCGGUGCCGACGCCGUCUGCCUCCGCGCCAAGGUCUGCUUCCGGGCUGGGACGCGGGCCCGGGGCCGGUGGCACAGGGCGAUCGAGCUCCGGUACAACGUGUCCCUGGAGGAGCGGACGCCGGGUGCCCGGGCCGCCUUCGACUCCUCGGCCCGGCGCCUCUUGCAGAAGCGGCUCCAGCUCUCGCUGGGGCGGCAGAGCUGCGUCCGCUUCCCCUUCCACGUCCUGGACACCACGGACUAUCUGCGACCCCUCAGCUUCACCGUGACGUUGGGCCUGGCCGAACCCGCCCCGGGCCCGGUGCUGGAUGAGAAAUCCCCCACCACCGUCCAGAAACUGAUCCCCUUCUUCAAGGACUGCGGUGACGAUGACGAGUGCGUCACGGACCUGGUGCUCCGGGCGAGCAUGGACAUCGCGGGCUCCAGGCAGAGCCCCCACGUCCUCCGCAAGGGCAGGAGGAAGGUGAUGGUGGACGUGAGCCUGGAGAACAAGAAGGAGAACGCCUACAACGCCAGCCUGCGGCUCCGCUUCUCCAGGAACCUGCACUUCUCCAGCCUCGUGCUCCAGGACAAGAGCCAGGCGAAGCUGGAGUGCACGGCGCUGGGGGGACACGGCCGCCUCUGCAGCGUCGGCUACCCCGUCUUCCGCUCGCUGGCCAAGGUCGCCUUCGCCCUGGAGUUCGAGUUCAGCUGCUCCGUCCUGCUCGAGCGGGCCGAGGUCGGGCUUGUGGCCAGCAGCGACAGCACCGAGGCCGAGGCCACGCUGCAUGACAACGCGGUGCAGCUCGCCGCCGCCGUCCGCUACGAGCCCGACCUCUUCCUCUCCAGCAACGCCAACCUGCACCGCUACGAGGUGCAGCCGCCCGGCACCUUCCCCCAUGGCCCCGGGCCCGAAUUCAAGACCACGGUCAAGGUCCAGAAUUUGGGCUGCUACCCGGUGCAAAACCUCACGCUCCGCAUGGCCCUGCCGGCACUCGGCUACCGCGGCGCCGCCUUCCUCUCCGUCACCCGCGUCAUCGCCGACAACGCGACCUGUGUUCUGCGCAGCCCCGGCGAGGAGCCGCCGCCAGCCGCCGUGGUCCCAGUGCACCCCGAGGACCUGCUGCACGUGGACAGGCUGAACUGCAGCAACGCCGGGUGCCAGGUGCUGCGCUGCGAGCUGGGGCGGCUGGAGCGCGGCGGCGAGCUCUCCGUCCACGUCCUCCGCGCCGUGCACGACGCCUUCUUCCGCGCGGCUCGGUUUAGGAGUGUGAAAAUCAUCAGCACCGUUUCCCUGCUGGCCCCCGCCGGCGGCUUGCUGCUGCUGGAGCGGACGGCGCAGCGGCGCGAGAUGGUGCUGGAAAUCCUGCAGCGCAAGCGGGUCCCCGUCUCGCUCUGGAUCCUGGUGGGCAGCAUCGUCGGGGGGCUGCUGCUGCUGGCGCUGAUCAUCUUCUGCCUGUGGAAGCUGGGCUUCUUCACCCGCAAGAAGCUCCCCGAGGAGGAGGAGGAGAAGGAGGAGCAGUGAGAGCAGGCGCUGGUCCCGCGCGUCCCGACGGCAAGGACCGGCACCCUCCCUGCGCCCGGGGCGCCUCCGGCCCCGGCUCCCGGCUCGGACGCAGCGAGGUGAGGUCGGAUCCGCGCGGUUGGAGCCCGAAGGCCUGGGGGGCACCGAGGACCCCGCCCCGGUGGUGAUGUAGCCGGAGAAACGUGGAGCGACCGGUCCGAACAAGCAACUCCGCCAAUAAAGCUGAGCCCCCUCCGGAGCUGCUCCGGCGCCUGGUACCGCGGCGGCGCUCGCUCCCCGCAUCGUCGAGUUUUGCACCCCCGAAUCGAAACACUUUCCCCUCCCGGAGGGGGAAAAAACCCCAAAAUGCGCCAGAGACUAUCUCGAACGUCUCGUUCGGAGCGGCGGCAGCCAGGGCCACGGAGCACAGAGUGAUGGGGGGAUGCGCGUCUGCUGGACGCGCAAAGUUUCCCCCCCCACCCCCCAACCAAGUCCUGCUCCCCUGCGCUUCCCUGCAAAUGCCUGACUUAAACCCUGGCCCCAUGGGGAGGAAAGUCCUGAUUUCAGGCACUUUCCCUAACUUGGAAAUAGCAGCAGGAGGGGCUGGUGCAGGGCGGAACAGGCAAGGCAGGAGGGAGGAAUCGGGACCAGAAAGCUGGAAAAACCCCAAAUAACAGGAGUUGUGUGGUCCCCCAGGCCCCCCCCAAACUCACCGUGGCCAUGGGGCUCUUCAGGGGAAUAUGACAUGCCCAAGAAGAGCGGGCAGAGGCAGUGAGAUAAAGCAAAGAGUGUUUUGAAAAGGAUCUAGCUCCUGUUAAAGCAUUUUUCCCUCUUGCUGUCACCAACCAGCGCAGCCGGCAGCCCUUGAUCAGCUCUUAGUUUGCAACCUGCCCCAGAGCACGGUUGCAUCUGGCCCUCAAAAGCACAUGAUUAGCAGGGCUUUAUGCUUUAAAUGUCUCCUGUGCGAGCGGGAGAGCUGGUCCUGAAGCUGCAGCAGCAGAUUUCGAGCUGCUGUGCCAGGAAUAAACCCAAGCGGCAGGCUGCGGGGAGGCGGGUAGACGGCUCGUGGCUGGAGGCCUAAGUGAACCCGCACGAGGACUCAGCAUGUCGCUCCCCGUGCUUCUCCUCCCGCUGCGGACGUUCAGGCUGCUUAGAGAAAGGGAAAGGCGCAGGCAGCGUUAAGCAGAAGCAGCAUUAGGCAGCGCAGCCCCCGUCCCUGCUGCAGCCACUGGGACCAGCGGCAGGUUCAAAACCCACGUCCCCAGUGCAGAAACCUGCUGGCCCAUGGCCCCGGCCUCCCCCAAAUCCUCGGCGCGAGGCAGGGACGGGGACCUGCAUCCUCCCCAGCAUCCAGGCUUACCUGCAGCCACCGCCGCCUCGGCAACCUCGUGCGAGCAGGGACAACGCUGCCGCCACCUCACAAAUGCCAUCCUGCUGCGGCCACCCCUCCCCAGGCCGCGUUAGGACUCAAGUGCUCACCACCACCACCCGAGCGAGACCUUUUCCUGCAAAAAAGCCCCUCUACAGCAAUCCCACUGGCUUAUCUGCAUCCCAGUUAGUCCUGCAGUGGCUUCCCAGGCUCCUCGGCCACCUCUUCCAGCACCCAACAACCUUCUCCACAUCUGCUCUUCUUUAUAAAGGCCUUUAUUUGACUUAAUAGCAAACAAAACACUAGUUUAAAUCGAGUGUACGUAGUACACCGUUACAGCAAUGAAGUGGCAACAUGUUUAGACGCGACCUACCUCUCCCUCCCGCCUGCUGCCGGGCCGAGCCGGGGUUUAAUACUGCCGCACGGUGGUUUAGUGGGUGCCUUAAGCACAGACACGAUUCGGACAAUAAAAACGAGAAGUCAAACAUGGAUGAAAUGUUACAGAAGUGGAAAAAAAAUAAAACAAAAAAAUCUGCAAAAAAUAAAGAGAUUCUCUUAAAGUUA
Messenger RNA from Dromaius novaehollandiae (emu), 5515 nucleotides. RefSeq names its product integrin subunit alpha 10 (gene ITGA10). Gene Ontology annotation, cellular component: external side of plasma membrane; integrin complex. The record is from RefSeq and is a predicted model, not a curated record. Bases 103 to 3603 code for a protein of 1166 amino acids. Gene Ontology annotation, biological process: cell adhesion mediated by integrin; cell-cell adhesion; cell-matrix adhesion. NCBI's taxonomy places the organism in Eukaryota, Metazoa, Chordata, Aves, Casuariiformes, Dromaiidae. The transcript is spliced from 30 exons. Gene Ontology annotation, molecular function: integrin binding.